Messenger RNA from Boleophthalmus pectinirostris (great blue-spotted mudskipper), 1098 nucleotides. RefSeq names its product ST8 alpha-N-acetyl-neuraminide alpha-2,8-sialyltransferase 2 (gene st8sia2). The record is from RefSeq and is a predicted model, not a curated record. The coding region runs from base 1 to 1098 and encodes 365 amino acids. The transcript is spliced from 5 exons. Gene Ontology annotation, molecular function: alpha-N-acetylneuraminate alpha-2,8-sialyltransferase activity. NCBI's taxonomy places the organism in Eukaryota, Metazoa, Chordata, Actinopteri, Gobiiformes, Gobiidae. Gene Ontology annotation, biological process: N-glycan processing; oligosaccharide metabolic process.
AUGCCGCUCGUGCCGCGCGCUCUGCUCUUCGCGUUGGUCACUUUGCUCAUGGUGCUCCUGAUCGUGGAUGAUAUCACACAAGUUGAACGAGAGAGCGCGCCUGCUGCUGUGCACGUCGAUCCGACCCAUGGCCAGCCCGCGGUGACACGUGUGACAGGUGCAGAGAGACCCAGCUCUAGCCGGGUGGGGAACUGGACCUUCAACCACACCUUGGCCAACAUCAUCAGAAAGGAGAUCCUGCACUUCCUGGACCCUGUGCGGGACAUGUCCAUUCUGAGGGGAGCGGUCAGUCCUGGAGACACUGUCCACUAUGUGCUGGACCGUCACAGCAGUACCCACAUCUCAGACACCCUGUACAGGCUCCUCCCCUCUAACCCACCCCUCCGCAGGCAGUACCACCACAGCUGUGCCAUCGUGGGCAACUCGGGCAUCCUGCUCAACAGCCGCUGCGGGCACCAGAUCGACCAGCACCCCUUUGUCAUCAGAUGUAACCUGGCCCCGGUGGAGGAGUUCUCGGUGGACGUGGGCUCCAGGACAGAUUUGGUCACCAUGAACCCGUCGGUAGUGCAGCGGGCGUUUGGGGACCUGCUCACGGACGAGUGGAGGCAACGCUUUGCCCAUAGACUGCGGGCUCUAGGGGGGAGUGUGCUGUGGGUACCCGCCUUCAUGGCCAAAGGGGGGGAGGAGCGUGUGGAGUGGGCCCUGAAGUUGAUCCAGGAGCAGGGGCUGGAGGUGCGGACUGCUGUGCCUUCUCUGAGACUGCUGCACGCCGUCAGGGGGUACUGGCUGACCAAGCAGGUGCCCAUCAAGCGCCCCAGCACGGGUCUGCUCAUGUACACCCUGGCCACACGCUUCUGCUCCCAGCUACACCUGUACGGCUUCUGGCCCUUUCCCUUGGACUCUCAUGGAGCUCCGGUCAAGUACCACUACUACGACCAGCUGACCUACCACUACACGUCCAGUGCCGGCCCCCACGCAAUGCCCCUGGAGUACCGCACCCUGAACGCGCUGCACAAUCAGGGGGCGCUGCGGCUGCACACGGGCCCCUGUGAGCCGGCAGAGACCACAGGGGGGCGCACUGAGGGUCCAGUGGUGUAA